Drosophila eugracilis is the source of this 825-nucleotide messenger RNA. It is a transcript of the gene Rrp46, whose product is annotated as exosome complex component RRP46. Gene Ontology annotation, biological process: poly(A)-dependent snoRNA 3'-end processing; rRNA catabolic process; nuclear mRNA surveillance. The transcript has 3 exons. Bases 67 to 771 code for a protein of 234 amino acids. Lineage: Eukaryota; Metazoa; Arthropoda; Insecta; Diptera; Drosophilidae. The record is from RefSeq and is a predicted model, not a curated record. Gene Ontology annotation, cellular component: cytoplasmic exosome (RNase complex); nucleolus; nuclear exosome (RNase complex).
UCGAUAUUACAAACACAAGGCGAUAUAAAACGCGCACGUUGUUUUCUUUGAAUUUACCAAAAUAAAAUGAAUUUGCCCGGGAAAAUUAAUGUGGAAAAGGAUAAGCUGCGUCAGAUGCACUGCGAAUUCAAUCCCUUGUCACGCUGCGAUGGAUCCGUAAUGUACAGUCAAGGUGCCACUGUGGUUAUAGCCGCUGUUUUGGGUCCGAUCGAGGUAAAAACGCAAAACCUGAGCAUAGAUGGCAGCUACCUGGAGUGCAAUUACCGACCAAAAGCUGGUCUUCCUCAGGUUAAGGAACGGAUUCGCGAGUCAGCCAUUCGAGAUGUUCUGGAGCUGGCCCUCCUUGCCGAAGCUCAUCCGCGUUCCAAGAUGUCAAUCCAGGUCCAGGAGCUGGAGGAUCGUGGCAGUAUUGAUGCAUGUGCUGUAAAUUCCGCCUGCCUAGCUAUGCUUAUUGGAGGUCUGCCCUUAAAAUAUAGUUUUGCUGCCGUCCACUGCAUCAUCGACGAGAAGGGAGAGUAUGUCCUGGAUCCCGACCAAAGUGAGACACUCCACCAACGUGCCAGCUUUACCUUCGCCUUUGAUUCCGUUGAAGGAAACCUCCUUUUGGUUCAGACAAAGGGAUCUUUUAAAAUAGCCCAAUUCAACGACAUCGAAUGCAUUUGCCGGGCGGCCAGUGCGGAGAUCUUUCAGUUCUAUCGCAACCAAAUAGCCAAGUAUCAUGGCAGAAGCGAUCCGAUAGCAGAGAAGGAUUCUUCAGCCAUGGAAACGUGAUGGAAAAACACAACUAAAACUAGGUACGAUUAAAGUUCAUUUUAUUGUAUAAAC